AUGAGUGCGUCUAAGGAAGAAAUCCAGUUGCGUUUUAUCUUUCCGAACCACGAUGGAGCUACUGUGGAAGCUUCGUACGCGAAAAGCGCGACAGUGCGCGAGGUGAAGAGCGACGUGCUGCUGCAUAGAUGGCCGGAAUCGUCAGCGUCUCCGGAGCGCGUGGCGAAGCUGCGCAUGUUUUACGGGGGUCGCGAGUUGAAGGACGCUUGGCAGCUGCGAGACUGUCACUUCCCCCAAGACGUUGACUACCCGCCCGCCUGUCACCUUUUCGUCGUUCUCCGUGGCUCUGAGAAAGCCGGCGACAGCGUCGCCGGAAAAACGUCGCGGUGUCUCUGCAAUAUUUCUUGA
Messenger RNA from Besnoitia besnoiti, 348 nucleotides. RefSeq lists its product as uncharacterized. The transcript has 2 exons. The coding region runs from base 1 to 348 and encodes 115 amino acids. Lineage: Eukaryota; Apicomplexa; Conoidasida; Eucoccidiorida; Sarcocystidae. The record is from RefSeq and is a predicted model, not a curated record.